Silurus meridionalis is the source of this 2961-nucleotide messenger RNA. It is a transcript of the gene adgrg11, whose product is annotated as adhesion G protein-coupled receptor G11. The coding region runs from base 383 to 2719 and encodes 778 amino acids. Gene Ontology annotation, biological process: adenylate cyclase-activating G protein-coupled receptor signaling pathway; cell surface receptor signaling pathway. The transcript is spliced from 24 exons. Gene Ontology annotation, cellular component: membrane. NCBI's taxonomy places the organism in Eukaryota, Metazoa, Chordata, Actinopteri, Siluriformes, Siluridae. Gene Ontology annotation, molecular function: G protein-coupled receptor activity. The record is from RefSeq and is a predicted model, not a curated record.
UAACCCCUCUGUGCUCCAGAGGUGCUGCAUCAUAGCUGACCUGCACUCUGACCCAAGUUUCUGAAAAAGCUGAGAUAUGCAAAAGAAAAGAAUUUCACUGUGCAGUAAUGUACAUUUAAUGUACUAAUGUAUUAAUAAAUAAAUACAGUUCUAUUCUACAUGCAAAUUACUAUAGAGAUUAUAAGCCUACAGAGAGUGUGUGUGUGUGUGUGUGUAUUUGCUUUCUUUAAAGGGAAAACACAUGUAAAUUUAGUAGUGUAUCCUGGAGUAUGUAUUUGUGUGUGUGUGUGUGUGUGUGUGUGUGUAAAACCCUAGUCAGACAGAACGUGACAGUAAGACCGAGUGGAAGACAGAUAGGAGCUGAGCUGUACAGUGUGUAAAGAUGAAGUGGACGUGUUGCUCUCUCAUGAUCUUACUGAUGACCUUUUGGAGUACAUGUGUACAAAAAUCAGAAAACAGUCAAAAGAAUUGCAUGCAGCAUCUAAACAAGCAACAAUGUCGAAAGCUCAAGCAGAACAAAGCAAGCAGUCAAGGAACACUGAAAUCAAAUGAUACGAACUGGUUUGAAUACAGAAACUGCACUGACUGUUUACAAAUUUGCACAUUCCAGAAUGAAGGUUCAUCUGGCAGCUCGGAUAUCUGUCAGACACUGUGUUUUGAUGUGUGUUCACCGUGUGUACUGAGCAGUCAGUGUGAGCAGAUUUUGCUGUUUGAUGGAGGAUUUACGGGACAAAUACAAAAUUCUUGUAACAGCACUAAUGCCACGUCAAACUGCCGGAAUAUCUAUAACGGAUCGUCACCUUCCAACAAGUCAAUCUGCAUUUUAUCAUUUGAUGUAAAUGCUUCUGACCUGACCAAUGAAACCUGCAGCUUCUCAGACAGCGGUGUGUGGUUAUCAAACAACAAUAAUGGACGCACUAAUGAAUAUAAAAUCCAAAUCACCAGAGAUACAGAUGUCAGACCCACAACACCCGUCUGCUUUGUGUACAGAUCUCAGAACUGCAUGAACAGCAAUGCACGGCUGAUAAACUGCACUCAACCUGCAGGAAACAUCACUUGGAAUUGUGAUAAUAUAACGUGUGUGGAUCCCAAUACGAUUUGUCAGAGCGCUAAAUACACAGACUGCAGCGGAAACACCUCAAAUGAUGACAUCAUCACAUUAAACGGAUCGUCUGCAGAGUGCUACAAGUGUGGAAAUGCCUUCAAGAAAACAGAAGGACACCUUAAUCUCAAUUUCACAUUUCCCCAAGAGUCUAACGUCAACUAUUCGGAUCUGAUAAAUGAUUUAAACAAGAUGGUUUUGAAAGCGAUGGAGAAUAAGUCUUCGGUGUCUGUGUCCUUCAACAACAUCAGUGGGAUUUAUGUAAAACCUCCACGUGGAACAGACUUUGCACCUAUCUACAUCAUGUACUCAUAUAAUUAUAGUGAGUUUAAUAUCGUUGAGGAUAAAACCCAGAUGAGUACUUUUAAGAGGACCUUCUCUGUCCCAAAGGAGGCUUUCGAAAAAGCGCACAAUGCGAACAGCAGCACACUUUUUGCAUCUCUGCUCAAAUUUCCCACAUUCCCGAAGGGCAAUGAAAACUGCAGCCUGCUGAAUGGUGAAGUUUACUCCAUCGACAUGGGAGAAGAAAUAUCAAAUCUCACCAACACUUUUAAUCUAACCUUCAGGAGCAUUGACCUGAAGACCAGCUAUCCUGAGUGUCGCUCCUGGGAUGGAGCAGGAGGAACUCCGAACUGGACGCUUUCCGGAUGCAACACGUCCUACACGAACGACGCUGUGACCUGCGAGUGCCAGCACUUGACCUUCUUCGCCGUGUUGAUGACUCCUGUCACGUACCUCCCAAGCAGUGACCUCAAUAAUCUCACCUACCUCACCUCCAUCGGGUGUGGCCUGUCCCUCUUCUUCCUCAGCAUAGCUCUCUUCAUGCACUUCCUGCUAAGGAAAGGUCGAUCGAGUGUCUCGGUCCACAUCCUCAUCAGCCUGUUCCUGGCCCUGUUCCUGCUGAACCUCAGCUUCCUGGUUAACGAGUCGGUGGCGAACACAGGGAACGAGAUCGGCUGUAAGUUCUCCGCGGGGGUGAUGCACUACUCCAUGCUGUCUGCUUUCUCCUGGUUCGGCCUGCAGGCGCUGCACCUGUGCCUCCAGCUAGCGCAAAACGUGUCCGGCAUCCAGAACUACGUCGUCAAACUGUCCAUCCUCGGCUGGGUGCCUCCUGCCCUCGUGGUGACGGCCACGUUCAUUUUUCAGAAAUACAACAAAUUGACCAUCGUCUCUGAUACAAAAAACAGCUCAAUGUGCUGGAUCACCGAUCCGGUAGUGCACUAUGUGGUGAACAUCGGAUACUACUCCAUCAUCUUUCUCUUCACCUUCUCCACUUUCGUGGUGAUGCUGCGCUGGCUCUGGCUGCUCAGAACCAAACAGCCAAACAUCGCCAUGUCCAGGAAAAAGUCCAGACCCUCGGAUGCUCUGACCAUCAUGGGCCUGUGCUGCAUCCUAGGACUGAGCUGGGGCUUCUGUUUCUUCGCCAUUGGGCCCAUGCAAAUUCCCGCCUUAUACAUCUUCACCAUCCUCAACUCGCUUCAGGGAUUCUUCCUGUUUAUUUAUUACUACAAGUCCAGCAGGCUGGUCGGUGAAGCUGACGCAUUGAAGGAGCAGAGCAGCUACACCACUGAGGUCACGGAGGUGGAAAACCCGUACGGCAAACACAAAACCAUUUAAACCAGGACCGGCGCCGGACAGUGUGUUACAGAUACACAGAGUGUGUACAGUGUGUACAGAUACACACUCUAUUAGUGGAUUUCACUUAUACCGAUAUCUAGUUUGGAUCAUACUUCCUGAUAACCAAUUAAUCAACCGAUUUUAAAAUGCAUACUGGAUUAAAAAAACAAAAACAAAAAAACACUAUGUAAAUUAGUACUGAACUUUAUAAAAAGAAAUGUGAAAAUGUGCUAAAUGAAAUA